AUGGCGCGGAAGCGACGUAAGCGCGCGGCCGGGGACGACGACGUCCCCACGUCGCCCAGGACCACCACGGACGCGCGCGUCGCCGCCGCGGACGGAUUCGACGCGAAGGCGACCGUCGGGGCGACGAUUCGCGCGCUCCUCUCGAGCGGCGAAAGAUCCUCGGAAUCGACGCUGUUCCUGCGAUGCGCGACGGACGCCGACGACGCGUACGACGAGCGCGUGACGCACGGCGCGGUAUGGUCGCACGCGGCGUCGAUCGUGGACGCGCUGAAGCCGAUCCUCGCGCGCGCGCGCGCGAGGACGCCCGCGCGACGCGACCGCGACGGCCGCGCGCUUCCUCCGCUCGUCGGCGUCUACGCCGAUCCCUCCGCGGAGUACGUCGCCGCGCUGAUCGCGAUCCUCGCCUGCGAGGCCGCGUUCGUGCCGCUCGACCCGGGGUGGUCGACGCCGCGGCUUCGCGCCGUCGUCAAGAGCGCGCGCGUGGACGGCGUGAUCGUCCUGCGCGCGCCGCGCGACGAGGCGUGCGACGUCUUCGCGCCGACGUCGAUGCCGGCGGCGAACGUCGCGACGUUCACCACGCGGGCGCCGAAAUCGGUGACGAAGGCGAAAGCGCGCGCCGCUGCGGCGACGCUCGCGUCCGCGGCGGAGGGCGAUGACGUCGUGCUCUCGGACGUGUGCUACGUAAUGUACACGUCCGGGUCCACCGGGACGCCGAAGGGCGUGCUCGGGACGCACCGCGGGGUGUUAGCGCGCGCCGCGUGGGAGCUGCCGCGCGCGCCGGACGAGGGGCGCGAACGCGGGUGUCUGAGCACCGCGGUGGGGUUCGUGGACUCCGUGAACGAGAUAUUCGCGCCGCUGCUGCGCGGUCGGGUCUCCGUCGUCGUGAACUGGGAGUACACGAGCUAUGAAGCGGCGAUGUGCAAGUUCCUGUGCGACGAGGACGUGGAAACCAUGACUACGAGAGACGUGACUUUUAGAUUCUUCACGCGCGGCGGCGGCGACGGCGACGCCAGGUUCAAGGCGACGACACUCGCGAAAGCGGUGGUAAACGGUCGAGUCACGCGCGUGACGGUGACAGCGUCGAUGUGGACUAUGCUGCUCCGCAUUCUGCAAAUGGUCUUACAAAUGGGCGAUUACCCUGUUGAUCAUUUGCAGCUGUGCACGGUCGUGUCGAGCGGCGAGCCGCUGCAGAUCACCAAAUUACAGUGGUGGAGUUUUUGGGAGGAGAAUGAAUUGUACGACGUCGCAGACGGAAAAGGGCCCACCGUGUACAACCUGUACGGCUCCACGGAGGUAUCCGGCGACGCCCUCGGAUGCGGGUUCUACUGCUCCAGAAGUAGUGACGUCCACAGUUUCGAUAAAUUCAUGCAGUUCGGGCGCGACGACGACAACUUCGAAGCGGAAAUGACCUCGUUUAACGGCGGGGAACUCCCCGAGGAAGCGCCGGUGGGGUACCCGAUGCGAAUGGGCGAAUGCUCGAUCGUCUUACUCAUGAAGAAAGACGAGGAAACGAACGGGUGGUUCGUGGUCAAAGAGAUGAACGAAACCGGCGAGGUCGUCGUCGCGGGCGACUGCGUCGCCGCUGGGUACCUUCCAGCGGAUGGCGAUGACAAAGACGACGAAGACGACGAGAGAUUCACCACGCUCGGAGCCCUUUUUGGGGACGGCUUGCCCGAUAAGAACGCUGCAGGCAUUCGCGCGUUUCGCACGGGCGACCUCGGAAUGUUCAAGCAGUCUUCUACAGGUCGCGGCGGCGCGUGUAUCACCCUUCAGGGCCGGAGCGACGACAUCGUGAAAGUGUUCGGCGAGCGCGUGAGUUUAAGAGAGGUAGAGGCCGCGGCGAGCAGCGUGGACGGGGUGGAGCGCGCUGUCGCGAAGUUUUUUCGCGCGAUCGACGAAGGGGAAUGGAACGACGAAGGGGAUUGGGACGAGGGAUGGGACAUCGGGGGACUCGUCGCGCUGUACAUCGUCGUGCGUGGACGAACGCGAGGAAAUAGCGAUGCGAUGUCGCGACGCGUCAUCGAGGCGUGUCGCGCUCGCGGCGUUCCGAGAAUCGCGACGCCGACGAUGAACGCGAUCACGACGCUCGAUUCGCUGCCGAUGACCGCGUCCGGGAAGGUGGAUCGCGCCGCGCUGCCGUUUCCGGAUCUCGCGCGCGCUCUGAAUUUUAAGAUCGGUGAGGUGAACACCGCGGACGAGGUCUUGGAGAUGAUGCGUAAAAUCCUGGGCGACGACAAAUACGGAAUGUUGGAUGAUUUUUUCGAAUUCGGCGCCGCCUCCCCGGACGCCGCGGCUUUGGCGCACAUGCUUCGUAUCGACGCUUUGAAAGUGUACGAUUUACGUCGAGCCGAUGCGAUCGCAGCAUUUUUGAAGGCCGAUUUAGCCAUUGGAAUGAGGGAGAAACCUGAGAAACCUUCCUGGGCCUCCGACAGCGACGAAGACGACGACGACGGGAGUGACGAUUCCUCGUGGGAAGAGGUCGACGAGCCGCCGCCUCCCGGUGCCGCGCACACCACGAUAGAAGACGCGAAGCCUUUACGUCACGUCUGGGACGCGAAGCUCGGCAGGUGCGUCGACGCGCGCCCGCUCGUGUUUCGCGUCGCGGGCGAAUCCGGCGACGGCACGUGGAGGGUCGUCAUCGGCUCGCACAGCGCGGAGGUCGUGUGCGCGCGCGCGUUCGACGGCGAGGUGUUGUGGCGGACGAACCUCCCGGGGCGCGUGGAAGCCGGCGCUUGCGUCGCGGAUGCGAAGAACACCGUCGUCGCGGUGCCGUGUCUGGAUGGACACGUGUACUUCAUCGCCGUCGCCGACGGCGAAAUUCUGUGGUCGUACGACACCGGCGGCGAGUGCAAGGGCGAGCUCACGGGGUAUCGACGAAAACCGGAAGACAUUCAGAUCGUCGGCUCGAACGACCCAAACGACGAGAAUCUCACGCGAGAUUAUCUCGUCUUUGGCAUGUCUCACGGCGGCGCCGCGUUCGCGCUGAGUCACUCGAAACGUCGAGCGAUAUGGAGCCUGAGCGCGCUCGGCAAAGGCCUCGGCCCAGACGGAGAGGGCGAGUUUCACGUGAAGAACUUCGUCGGCGUCGCCGCGCCGUGCGUGUGCGUGCACGGCGAAGUCGACCGCGAAGGCUGGAGAAACACGUCGAACGACUGCGUCGUAUUCGCGACGUUGGCGGGCGUGGUCGUCGCCGUCAGCCUCGACGUCGUCUUCAAGUGCGCCGCCCCCGAGUAUUGGGAAAAGAAACCGAAGGACGCCGUGCGUUGGGCGGUGGGCGCGCACUGGUCCGACUUCGAGGAUGGCGGGGACUUUGUGCCCGUGUUCUCGUCCCCGGUGUUUCUGAAACACACCGGCAUCGUCGCCGUCGCGAACGUCGACGGCGUGAUCGAGGGUUUCCCGACCGAACACGGUUUCGGAGGUCGUCCAGAAGAUCCACACGCCGCGCACGCGUGGAAGAUCGAAACGGGCGCGCCGAUAUACGCCCCGCUCGCCUCGAUGGAGGAGUUUGGCAACGGUUUCAGCGUUCGCAAUAUGCUCAUCGUCGCCACCGCGCACGGGUCGCUGAUCGGUUACUUAUGCGACGACGGCGAGGGCUCAGAGGACCACUACGGGUACGCGGACAAUCCGUACGAGGACUACUCGGACGGGGGAUACCACACCUUCGAGGACCCGGAUGAAAUCUGGCGCGUGCAACGCAAAGGCCGCAUUCGCGCGGCGCCGGCGUUUCUCGCGCCCGGCUACGAGAAUCAUUUACUCAUGGACAUCGUGGCCGCGUGGGACACCGGCGAGGUCGGCGUCGUGACGUUCGAUGAGGGCGGCGUCGCGAAGCUCCGAGCGAUCGAGACGUUACCGGCGGCGGUGUUUUCAUCCCCCGCGCCGAUCGCGUUCCGCGGCGGCGACAGAUUCGUCGAGCGGAUUUACAUCGGAUGCCGGGACGAUAAACUGCACGCGCUCGAGGUCCCGGACAGGAAGGAAUGACGCUCGCGCUCUCGCUAACGCGAGCGAGCUUCGCAUCGCGCGUAGUCAUCAUAACGUAUGAUACUGUAGUCUACCUCAACGAAACACCUC
Molecule: messenger RNA, 4068 nt
Organism: Micromonas pusilla CCMP1545
Lineage: Eukaryota; Viridiplantae; Chlorophyta; Mamiellophyceae; Mamiellales; Mamiellaceae
Exons: 1
Coding region: 1-3978 (1325 amino acids)
Biological process (GO): amino acid activation for nonribosomal peptide biosynthetic process
Molecular function (GO): protein binding
Source: RefSeq, a predicted model, not a curated record